UUGCGUUGCGUGCGGUCAGAGGCUCCGCCGACAGUUGGGAACCCGGUCUGGAGUCAAGAGCCCAGUGUUUUGAUCUGAGCAGUGCGAAUUCGUUGCCAAAUUGAUGCCCAUCGACAUGGAUAUGCCAAAGGAAGCGGAGUCGAACGACAAGUUCAUAGUGAAGUAUCGCCAGCAGUAUUACGAUUUGUCCAGGUUUAUGCACAAGCAUCCGGGAGGCAUUAACACACUCAAAGGCCUCAACAGCGGGGACAUGACAGCUCGCUUCCUGAAGGCGCCGCCGCAUUCGGAUGCGGCCAUGUACUUGAUGAGGGAGUACAAAAUCGAUCCAGAGGACUCUCGGAAAACAAAGUCGAGCCAAAGGGAAACGUUGCAUCACGAUAAAGAUGAGACCUUGCGACAACGGCCCAGGGAAACGGAGGACAAGAACAAUAACCAGGUGGACGAGAGUAUGGAGCACCUGGUGGACUGGUCCAAGGCAAUGCUUCCGCAGAUAGCUAACAUAACGGAUUGCUACGAUGAGUGGGUGCACAAGCCGGUGGACAGGCCACUGCGUCUCUUCGAGCCUUGGUACUUGGAGAUGUGCACCAAGACGCCCUGGUGGCUGGUGCCCCUGUUCUGGAUACCGGUGAUCGUUAAAUGCGCUUUGGAGGAGUUCACCAGCGCCUGGCAGGAUAGCAAUCAGCUGGCUGUGUUCACCGGAUACUUUUUGUUUGGCGUGCUCCUGUGGUCUUUCCUGGAGUACACACUGCACCGCUGGGUGUUCCACGUGAAGCUGAGCAGCAAGAGCGGAAGCUGGCUAUGCACCUUCCACUUCAUGAUCCAUGGCCUGCACCACAAGGUGCCCUUUGAUCCGAUGCGACUGGUGUUUCCGCCCCUUCCCGGCGCAGUGCUCGCCGCAAUCAUCUACACCCCGCUCAGCUUCGUCCUGUCCCAUCCUCGAGUGGUCCUGUCCGGAGCUCUGGCCGGCUAUCUGUGCUACGACAUGAUGCACUACUACCUGCACUAUGGGAACCCUUCGCUGGGGGCCUUUGUGCACAUGAAGCGCUAUCACCACCACCACCACUUCUCGCACCAAACCCUCGGCUACGGCAUCAGCAGUCCCUUGUGGGAUGUCGUCUUCAAAACGAGAAUCCAUCUCCGCAAGCUGAGAUACCAACUGCGCUGGUCCUAGCUGCAAUAAAUGGCUAAUACAGUGCUACUAUAGAACAAAUUACAUUCAGUUUUCAAAGCAAAAGAGUUGCUGCCGCAGCAAAUAGUUCAAUCAAAUCGAAAGUUUGGUUUUUAGCAUAUUUGUGUAGGCUGAAUACUGAGCAUUAAGCUUAAGAAUUAUUUGUAAGACUUUUACCAAUUUCUAUUAAACAGGAAUACACUUCC
Molecule: messenger RNA, 1374 nt
Organism: Drosophila mauritiana
Lineage: Eukaryota; Metazoa; Arthropoda; Insecta; Diptera; Drosophilidae
Gene: Fa2h
Product: dihydroceramide fatty acyl 2-hydroxylase FAH2
Exons: 4
Coding region: 104-1171 (355 amino acids)
Biological process (GO): fatty acid metabolic process; lipid biosynthetic process
Cellular component (GO): endoplasmic reticulum; membrane
Molecular function (GO): fatty acid 2-hydroxylase activity; heme binding; iron ion binding
Source: RefSeq, a predicted model, not a curated record